This is a messenger RNA of Prunus mume (Japanese apricot), 1760 nucleotides long. Its product is annotated as protein FAR1-RELATED SEQUENCE 5-like. The record is from RefSeq and is a predicted model, not a curated record. Gene Ontology annotation, molecular function: zinc ion binding. NCBI's taxonomy places the organism in Eukaryota, Viridiplantae, Streptophyta, Magnoliopsida, Rosales, Rosaceae.
CACAACCAAGUUCUCUGAUAAACUACCACGGACUGUUUAUGAGGAAUAUUGGAAAGAUUUUAAGGAAACCAUCUAGGAGAUUGACAAUAUAGAUGAAUUUGAAGAAAAAUGGCAUGCAAUUGUUACAAAAUCUGGUUUGACUAACCAUCCAUGGCUGAGUUCAGUUUUUGAUUUGCGAAAAUCAUGGGUUCCAGCCUAUGUAAAACAUAUUUUUGCUGCUGAAAUGUCAAGCAGUCAAAGAGCAGAAGGCUCUCAUGCAUUUUUCAAGCAAUAUAUAUCAAGGAGAAAUUCAUUAAUGGAUUUCAUAACACGAUUUCAAAGGGCACUUUCCCAUCAACGUCAAAAUGAGUUACUUGCUGAUCACAUUGAUGCAUUUGAAAAGCCUCAAUGUGCUUUAAUGGAUAAACAAAUGGCUGAAAUAUACACAAAGGCAAUGUUUCAAAGGUUUGAACAUGAGCUAAUGCAAAGUUUACCGUGUUUUAUGGAAUUGAAAAUGGAUGACGCUUCCAAAGCUGUCUAUAAAGUGAGUGAAAGGAAAAGGGGGAAAACAAUAGUGAAAGAAGUUGUAUAUGAUAAAUAUUCCGAUCAAUGGUCAUGUAGUUGUAAAGGAUUUGAACUUAUUGGAAUUCUUUGUUGCCAUGCGCUGGCAUUGUUAAAAAGGGAGCAAAUUGAAUAUCUGCCCAAUAAAUACAUUUUGAAUAGAUGGAAGAAAACUGCAAAAUCUGGACUUGUAUCAGAUUCAAAUGGCAAUGAAAUUAAAGAUUGUGAGAACAAUUCUCUCCUAAUAAAACGAAGUAGAAUGUCCAGACUUGCUUCAGAUGUAAUUGAGCAUGCCUUAAUGUCCGAAGAAGGUUAUGAGCUAUUGUCGAAUAAUCUAAACGAUACGCGGGUGACGUUGAAGUUAUUGAAUGAUGGGGUUGGUCCUAGUGAAGUUGGAGGGUCCAGCUCCCAAACACAAUAUUUGAAGGACCCUAAAAGAGUAACGCACAAAGGAAGCUCGAAACGAGUAAAGGGAGCAAAGGAAACGAGAAUGGAGCGAGGGAUCCGACAUUGUCAGCAAUGUGGACAAACUAGUCAUGAUAUAAGACGAUGUCCAAGAAUGGCGAACACACCGACAUCCCCAUCAAACAAUGAAGAAUCAACUCCGAUCAAUCUUAGUGACCCGUUAUUCGAUGAAUUUGAUAGCAUGCACGGACCUACCAAGUGAUUUAUGUUUUUACUAUACGAAGCUCAUUUGCCGUCAAUAUUGUUGGACCUAGAUUUUUGGCUUAUGGAAGAUUGUUGUCGUUGAGAACCUUCAUCAAUUUGGCUUUUUUUAUGACAGUUGGACCUAUCAACUCUUAAUUUUGACAAUGCGCAUGAAAGGUUGUCACAUCCUUUUUUGAGAAAAGACAUUAUAUACAUUCGAUGUAUAUUGCGUGUAUAUUGUUCGUCUAUUGCUUGUUAUUGCAAGCUUAUUAAUUGCGUAUUGAUUGUUCAUUGUCUUUGUAUAGCCAUUUAUUGCCUUUUAUGAUAAUACGGGGACAGUACAAGGCAAUUGGGGGCAAUACUGUGGCAAUAUAAAGGCAAUUACGGGCAAUGCAGUGGCAAAAUGAAGGCAAUUGGAGGCUAUAUCGUGCCAAUAUUAGGGCAAUAUAAGGUUGUACAUUGGCAAUACAAAAACUCCAAUAGUCCACGAUUUUGGUGCACGAUUUUGUAAACAUUGCUAUCUGAAGGAUACAUGAAAUUUUGUGAUAAGGUUAUGGGAUUAUUUUGUACUA